Osmerus eperlanus (European smelt) is the source of this 1131-nucleotide messenger RNA. RefSeq names its product non-histone chromosomal protein HMG-14A-like. The record is from RefSeq and is a predicted model, not a curated record. The transcript is spliced from 6 exons. The coding region runs from base 148 to 432 and encodes 94 amino acids. Gene Ontology annotation, cellular component: chromatin; nucleus. NCBI's taxonomy places the organism in Eukaryota, Metazoa, Chordata, Actinopteri, Osmeriformes, Osmeridae. Gene Ontology annotation, biological process: chromatin organization. Gene Ontology annotation, molecular function: nucleosomal DNA binding.
CCAACCGCUGGGCUCGAUGUGCUACUUGUGCUGUAUGUUUACUACAGUAUUAGUAAUAAGAGAACGCCAGUCUCUUGAAAACUGUGAACUCAGUCAGAAAAAAUUGCCUGUUAGUUUCUAUCGAGCAAGAAUCCCCCGAAGUCCAACAUGCCGAAGAGAAAGGGAACAGAUGAAGAGGUCAAAGAGGAGCCCCAGAGAAGAUCUGCAAGGCUAUCAGCGAAACCAGCUCCCAAACCAGAACCAAAGCCAAAGAAGCCAGUGAAGGACCUGUCCUUGCAGAAAGCUAAAGAGGUAAACAGCAAGACGGAAGAGAAGAAGAAGAAGGCGAAAGCAGAGGAGCCCAAGGAGGAAAAGCCUGAGAAUGGAGAGACCAAGACGAACGAAGUGGAAGCUCCGAAGGAACCAGAGAAAGAUGACACAGCAGCCGAGUAGCUCCGCCCUGCCUCGCCCCGCCCAGCCUCGCUCCGCCUCGCCCUGCCCCGCCUCGCCAACCACACAGCCCCCAACUCUCAUGUGGUUGCCCCAAAACAUCAAUUACCUUAUUAACAGAGGAAUAUUUUUAUCAAGAAUUUUGUAAUUAUUGGUACAGGUUUUUAGCACAAAAGCAAAAAAGCUAAAUUUGGAGGGUUUGUCUUUGUUAGGACGUAGUCACGUCGCUUUUAAGCAACAAUGAGUUUCUGUUUUGUGUUUUAUUUGUAUUAUGUUGGACACAGAAAGGAAAAUCGACAACUGGCAAACUAAUUGCAACUGGUGCAGUUUAUAUCACAUUGUGAGUUUACCAACUCAUAACAUUUGACUUUAGUAAGUUGUAUUUUUACCCUUAAUGUGCAGUGUUAUUCUUUAUUUGGGGGGUUGAUUUCUUUUAAAGUUGAUUAUCUGUAAGAAAGAGGAUUUAAAAACAAUUUCUGACAACAUUCCAGGCAUAAUAAAAGCAUGGAAUCACCUGCUUCAUAAUUUGACUGGCUUUAAAUUAAUUUCACAAAGAAAGAGACUUUUCAUGUAUACAGAAUGUUUUUGAAAACAAUUGUUAAAAACAUUUUUAACAGACAAUUCUGAUGACAAAUGUGAAGCUACCCACUGAAGUACUGGAGGUCUAAUUGGAAAUAAAUGCAGUUAUUGGAUUUUUCCUCA